This is a messenger RNA of Cercospora beticola, 3755 nucleotides long. RefSeq names its product glutamate dehydrogenase (NAD(+)) (gene GDH2). The record is from RefSeq and is a predicted model, not a curated record. Gene Ontology annotation, molecular function: L-glutamate dehydrogenase (NAD+) activity. Gene Ontology annotation, cellular component: mitochondrion. Lineage: Eukaryota; Fungi; Ascomycota; Dothideomycetes; Mycosphaerellales; Mycosphaerellaceae.
UCCGAACACGGUGCUCAGCCUCCACGAUGAUCGUGGCGGCGGCUGUCAGAGCGACGACGGCAACGUCAAGUGAAAAGUCGCCUCACGACAGACGCCUUCAGAUUCAGAGCCACGCGCGCCUGUCUGCGGCUGACGUUGCUGGUUGACGAAUCGAGCUGAAAAGCCAGAGAUUCACCGCGAGCUUCCUUUUGUCACCAUGAGCCGCCAACCCUCUGCGGGCCAGCAGUCUGACCGCCUUUGCAGUUCCACUGAAAUUCCUCACAUUCAUACACCCGACAUGGCGACAGAUCAGCUCAACGGCGACGCGCCUGCCACCAAUGGCACUGCUCCAGCACCACAGAACAAGCUGCUCGACAAUGUCGUGCGGACGCCUGGCCGCCAGCCGUCACCACAGCCCACACAUCUAGGCCUUCCAGGAGCUCUACCGCACCGAAUCGUGCACGACAAGGGCUCUGGAUAUGUCGCUCCCAAAUUCGAGGGCAAAGAGCACCAGAUGGAGCAAGUCAUGGACGUGAUGGAAGAGAAGGGCUUCAUUCCUGCUGAUGUCGUGGAAAUCGAGACCAAGUGGUUCUACAAUGAGCUUGGUAUCGAUGACAUGUACUUCAGCACCGAGACUGUCGAAGCGAUCGUCAGCCACGUUCACUCGCUAUACGCAGCGAAGAUCGCAGCUUUCGCAAGAGACGACAGGAAGCUCGAGAUUCGUCUUGAGAAGGAAGCAGCAGAUCACGCUGUGUACAUUGACACCAGUGUUCCUGGUCUGUCUUCGAUCGAUGGCUCAGGCUUCGAGACCAGGCUAGAGAGCAAGUACCUGGAUGGCAGCAGAGGCUUGAACAGCUACAGAGUUGAGUCAUUCAGAUCACCCAGCAAAAUGCCUGGCGGAAACAACGACCAAUCGCUGCGCUGCUACUUCGUCUACCAAGCGACGUUCAAGAACAAGACACCAAAUCCCGAUGAGACGAGAGUGGAAGAGCUUGGAGAUGAGAGGUUCCUGCAAAAGACCACGGCCAACACACGAGAGAUCUACCAGAGCGUCAUGGAUGCCGUGGUCCGACGAACAGGUCCUGUGAUAGACAUGUACGAUGUGGAGGGCACACGAGAGAAGCGUCUCGUUAUUGGCUUCAAGCAGGGAUCUGCUUUGGGCUUGUUCGCUGCUCUGAGUGAUCUGUACCACUACUACGGCUUGACAUCUUCAAGAAAGUACGUGGAGCAAUUCAGCAACGGCAUCACAAUCAUGUCAGUCUACCUGCGACCUGGACCUCCAUCGAUCGCCGCCAAGCACCCACCCAUCGAGGCCAGUAUCCACCAAGUCAUGAAGGAGGUCUCACUUCUGUACUGCAUCCCGCAGAACAAAUUCCAGACACAUUUCAGCAGUGGACGUCUCUCUCUGCAGGAGUCCGUAUACGCUCACUGCGUCUGGGUCUUCGUGCAGCAUUUCUUGAACAGAUUGGGCAGCGAGUACAACACGCUUCGAUCAUUACUUGACGUCAGCAACAGCGUCCACGCAGAACUUCUCGGCAAGCUGAAGAAGAGGCUGCGUACUGAGACUUUCACUGCAGACUACAUCUUGGAGAUCAUCAACCAAUAUCCGGACCUCAUCAGAUCUCUGUAUCUGUCCUUCGCCAACACCCAUUAUGUGCAGACUCGUGGUGAGCAAGACGACUUCUUGCCAACACUCUCAUACCUCCGCAUGAAGAUCGACAAGGUCUACACAGACGAGGAGCUCAAGACUUUGAUCGAGAAGACGGUGCAGAAUGAUCAUCAUAGCAUGGUCAUGACUGCUUUCCGCAUCUUCAAUCAGUCGGUGCUGAAGACCAACUUCUACACACCCACCAAGGUGGCACUGAGCUUCCGCUUGAACCCAUCAUUCCUUCCACCUGAGGAGUACGCGCAGCCAUUGUACGGCAUGUUCCUGGUCGUCAGCUCAGAGUUCCGAGGUUUCCAUCUCCGCUUCCGAGACAUCGCUCGUGGUGGAAUCCGCAUCGUCAAGUCUCGCAGCAAGGAGGCGUACGCUAUCAACGCGCGAUCUCUCUUCGAUGAGAACUACAACUUGGCCAACACUCAACAACGAAAGAACAAGGACAUUCCUGAAGGUGGCAGCAAGGGCGUGGUUCUGCUCGACAUGGCACACCAGGACAAGACGACAGUUGCAUUCGAGAAGUACAUCGACAGUAUCAUGGAUCUGCUGCUACCACCCACAAGUCCUGGUAUCAAGGACCCUAUCGUGGAUUUGCACGGCAAGGAGGAAAUCCUCUUCAUGGGUCCUGAUGAGAACACUGCUGAUCUUGUCAAUUGGGCUACGGAGCAUGCACGUGCUCGUGGUGCGCCUUGGUGGAAGUCGUUCUUCACUGGCAAGUCACCCAAGUUGGGCGGCAUUCCUCACGACACCUACGGCAUGACGACGCUUAGUGUUCGCGAAUACGUCAAGGGUAUCUACAGGAAGCUCGAGCUCGAUGAGACUCAAGUCCGCAAGCUCCAGACUGGUGGUCCAGAUGGUGAUCUCGGCUCGAACGAAAUCUUGCUUGGUCGCGAGAAGUACAACGCUAUUGUUGAUGGCGCUGGUGUGCUGUACGAUCCCCAAGGCAUUGAUCGCGAUGAGCUGCACCGUCUCGCCAAGGAGCGCAAGAUGAUCAGCCACUUUGACAUCUCGAAGCUGUCCAAGGAUGGCUACCGUGUGUUGGUCGACGAUAACAGCGUCACGCUGCCUUCAGGCGAGGUUGUCAACAACGGCACCUCUUUCCGAAACACUUUCCACUUGCGAAGUGCAGAGAAGUUUGACGUGUUCGUGCCCUGCGGUGGACGACCAGAGUCCAUUGACUUCACGAGCGCGAGCAAGCUGAUCGCCAACGGCAAGGCCAUCAUCCCAUACAUUGUCGAGGGUGCCAACCUCUUCAUCACACAAGAAGCCAAGCUGCGUCUCGAAAAGGCUGGAGCAGUCGUCUUCAAGGACGCUUCCGCCAACAAGGGAGGUGUCACCAGCUCAUCUCUCGAAGUCCUUGCAUCUCUGUCUUUCGAUGAUGAAAGCUUCUUACAGAACAUGUGCGUCCAGCCCGAUGGCUCAACACCACAGUUCUAUCAAGACUACGUCCGCCAGGUACAAGCGAAGAUCCAAGAGAACGCUCGUCUCGAAUUCGAGGCUAUCUGGCGUGAGUCUGAGCAGACCGGUGUUGCGAAGAGCUUGCUUUCCGAUCAACUCAGUCUUGCCAUCACCAAAAUGGACGAGGAAUUGCAAGGCACUGAGCUUUGGAACAAUCUGGCUUUGAGGAGGAGUGUGCUGUCUGAUGCUCUGCCAAAUCUGCUUUUGCAGAAGGUCGGACUUGAUAAGAUUAUUGAGAGGGUACCUGACAGCUACCUCCGCGCCAUCUUCGGCAGCUACCUCGCCAGUCGCUUUAUCUACACCAUGGGCAUCUCCGCUUCACCGGUUAGCUUCUUCGCUUUCAUGAACGACCGCAUGGCCAAGGUCAAUGGUGUCACGGCAUAGACGGUCACACUGGCUGAAAUAGUAUGUUGCAUGUGUUGGUGUUGCUCUUUGAGAGGCGUUUCAUGAGAAGUGGAAAAAGGGUUGAAAUUGCGAAAUUGUAUCAUGAGGAAUGUGGAAUGGAUCGAUAAACGAACCAAUAAAAGCUUGGGAACGGAGUGUGAAAAGGGCGCUGGCGUUCUUGCUGUUUGCGGCUAAUGAGAGAGGAACGCAUUCCGAUAAACAAUGAGAAGCUGUCCGUGUUGAUUGAUAGAAGAAAGAGAUGAAACUUGUGGUAUCU